ACGUUUUCUUUUCUCCUACAGAUGCUCAGUCUACACUACACAGCUCUCUGUUUUGCUGUGAUGAUCAUAGGGACCGUGACGGAAUCAUAUCACAGCAGUGGACAACACCAACCACAGCAUUACAGAGGGAUAAACUAUUACAGCGGGCCGGGGAUACAGCAUUUACAGCAGCAGAGAGAGUUACAGCAUCACAGCAGGUACAGCGGUCAGCAGAAACAGCAAUACAGGAAUGAUGGUCGUGGUAAUGCCAACAAUAUAUGCGAUGCUAAAACUAUUUGGAUGGAUAAGACUGAAUAUAGAAAUAUGCCCGUGGUUAAGAAUAUAAAACGAUCAACUUACUUCCAAGCGAAUCAGAUUAUGACCCAGACGAUUAUAUCAACCAAAUCGGUUCCUUAUUUUGUCACUCAAACACAAAUGGUGCCGCAGUUCAUGACUAAGAUGGCUGUUCUACCACAGUUCAUCACCCAUACUGUGUUCUCUACCACGCUCCACUCCACCACCCUCACUGAACGGAUAUAUAACACCAUAACAGCAAUCAGAACACAACAUAUGUUUGUAACUGUUUGUCCUGAUGGGUACUGAUUGGUUGUGGUGUUUUUGUUUUGUAGUGGUUAUUUGCCACUUACAGCAGCUAGUUUAUUGUGCACUCUAUAUUCAUCCUGUGAGCGGUAGUGCAAAAGGAUUAUAGAGUAGAGUUUACAAAGGGUCAGGAUAAUUAACCCCUGUGGUCAGGAUGUUAUGGCACUGAAUGUUACACAGUAUUUUAUUUACAUUAUUUGUUUAGUUCUAUACAUAAAGGGUAA
Molecule: messenger RNA, 803 nt
Organism: Homarus americanus (American lobster)
Lineage: Eukaryota; Metazoa; Arthropoda; Malacostraca; Decapoda; Nephropidae
Exons: 3
Coding region: 22-582 (186 amino acids)
Source: RefSeq, a predicted model, not a curated record